Molecule: messenger RNA, 318 nt
Organism: Gossypium raimondii (Peruvian cotton)
Lineage: Eukaryota; Viridiplantae; Streptophyta; Magnoliopsida; Malvales; Malvaceae
Exons: 1
Coding region: 1-318 (105 amino acids)
Cellular component (GO): nucleus; cytoplasm
Source: RefSeq, a predicted model, not a curated record
AUGUUGAGUUCACCGAGUAAAUCGUCCGCCGUCAUCGACGCCGAUCGGCGCCAGCCAAGUCGACUUCAACGGCAUGCUCCAUCGUCCAUUCAGAUUAAUCAGGUUUCGACAAGGAACGUUGCUAUACCUUUAUUAUCGCCACUAGUUUCUUCGCCUCCCUCUUUUGAUCAAAGGAUGACUGAGAAAAGGGAAGAGCCACCGCGUCAGGAGCAGAAGGCGGCGGACCCUAAGAAGCUUGUUUUUAAGAUAUGGCAGCAUCCUGCGGGGCCGAUUUAUUAUGAGCCAUCGCCUUUAUUAUCAUCUUUUGUGCCGGCUUAG